Schistosoma rodhaini is the source of this 5017-nucleotide messenger RNA. The record is from the annotation of a GenBank genome assembly. NCBI's taxonomy places the organism in Eukaryota, Metazoa, Platyhelminthes, Trematoda, Strigeidida, Schistosomatidae.
AUUCGAAUCAGUUUUCAAGGUGACUGAGUUCUUGCGCUCUGUUCGAAGCGGGUGUGUGUGACCUUAGGAAUCUUUGCCUUGGUAAGUAGUUGUACUAUUUGCUAUUAUUACGGAUCAAUCUAAUGACAUCUUACUUCUUGCACGUAGUAGUAGAGAAACUCAGGUCAUCCGGCUCCAUUAUCACGACUUAUUUGUUCAUCGGUUUAAUAAAUCAGCAAUUCAAAUUGAAAUACUAAGAUAGAACAUUUGGCAUUCCAAUCAGCAGUCAAUACCUCUUUCUGAAUACGACUGUUGCGUAAUUUUGGGCUGUAAGAUUCACCGAGAAGACUGCGAAAGCUGAUUUAUUCAUCAUGACAUCAAGCUCGCCGCAUAGAUUCUACGGUCGAAUUCUAAACAUUCCUAAAACCUUAUUAGCCUCACAUGUGCGAACGUAUCAAAUUAGACCGCUAAUCAACUCUGGGACGACGCGUAUAUAUCGGGUUUUGACUUUUGGUAGACGAGGUCCGGCUAGACAGGGGAGAAAUGUUGGUCUGAUUGUUCCCUUGUAAACGCGUCUGAGUUGUAGGCGUGAUUAUCUGUGACUGUGAACGCCAAUGAAAAGAAUAAUCUGCCUUUCCUAAAACUGAGUGUUUUAUAUUCUACUGAUUUGGUUUACUGUGAAAUGGGACGUAAAAAAAUCGAGAUAAAAUUUAUCAAAGAUGAAAAGAAUCGACUGGUCACAUUUGCAAAGCGUAAAAGUGGUCUAUUUAAAAAGGCAUACGAGUUGAGCGUAUUGUGUGAAUGUGAAAUUGCUUUACUAGUAUUCACACGCAGCAAUCGUCUUUAUCAGUAUGCUAGUGUUACGGUGGAGCAUGCUUUACAAAGAUUAAAAAAACAUCAUCGUGCAAAUGAAUUUCUUAGUAAUUCUGAUAUGGAAAGGUUAACAAAUCGCCGCAUGAGAUCGAAUUGUAAUGGCGGAUCUGGCGUUAUCCCGUCACAGCCUUGCUCAAAUAUGAAAAGCGAAGAAAACGAGGACGAUGGUGGUGUCGACGAAGAUGAUGAAGACGAUGAUGAUGAGAAUGAUGUGGAUCAAUCUCCCAUUACAAAUAUAAAAAAUAUAAACAAUAACAAUGGUUGUGAUCAAAUUUGUCAACCAACUGACGAUGAUAAACAGAAAUUUGAUCAAAUUGAUAUUCAAUCAAAUGUGAGAUUUGUCGUUGAACCACAGUCUACAUUUGGUAUUCAUCCUCGAAAUUCAAUAAAUACCGUAACAGAAACUCAUAUGAGACCGGUAAGCUCAAUGAGUUUACCACCCAAUUCAUUAAUUUCAUCGAUAAACUCAGUGGAAAAUGAAUAUUUGCCUCAUAUCCAACCUGUUCUUGUUUCUCACAUAUCAUCAGCUACAAAACCUAAUUCCCCCUCUAAUUCCCAACUAAUUCAUUAUCCCAGAUCAUCACAUCAACCAAGUCUGUGCUCCUCCUCAGUUGCCCCAUUCACCUGUAAUAAUAGUGUUAUAAACUCAAAGGCAAUAUUUACUAAUUUACCAAAAUCAACUAGCCAUCCUCCUGAUCACGUAAAUAAUAUUUUAGUAUCAAAACAAUCUUCUAUGCCCUACAUUAUUCAACAUUCAUCUAAUAAUCAAAUAACAUUACCGGUGGAUUGUGCGAAUUUGAAUGAUACACAUUUAGUUGACAAUAAUACUUAUAUGAAUACAUCGUUAAAUCAUUCUUUCCCGCAUACAACUGUUAUGAAUUCAAAUACUUCGGAAAAUUUCUCUCCUAUUAAUAACACAGGUCAAAUGCAGUGUACAUUAUUAACACCAACACCAUAUACCCAAGAUUUAAAAGUUGACCAACCUUUAUUUAUUUUAUCAUCUGUUGUAUCCAAUAAUCAUUCUAAUCAAAAUGUAUUGAAUACAAAUCUAACCUCCUCAGUGAAUAUGGAACCUGAACUAGCUGUCAAACUUGGACCUCCAGAUUUGCCACAUUUAAGUAAUAGACAUGACUAUUCUGAUUCAUGUGAACAACACGAACAAAUAGAUGAUUAUAGAAGUGGUGUAUAUGAAAAUCUUGUCAAUCACUUCACAACAAAUUCAAUUACUAAUCUUGAUAAACCUAUCAUCACUGCUACAACUGAUAGUCCGCUUACUACACCUGUACCCCCUAAUAAACAUUAUGUUAUUUCACAACAAUGUAUCAAUUCCAAUUAUAAUUUAUCAUCGGAAUCAAUGGUAAUUAUUCAAAAAAUUGAUACGCCUACUCAAACAACAUUACCUGAUAUUGUUGAUUUAGAUUGUUUACUAUCAGCUUCAAUACCAUCAACUUUAUUAUGUAAGACUAUAACAGUGACAAAGUCAGAAGUAAGUUGUAUGAAUCAUACCAAUCAUCUAAACAGUACUAGUACUACUAAUACUACUACUACUACUAGUAAUAGUGAUGACAAUAAUUACAGCAAAAAAAAUGUUGCACAAAAUUCCUGUGAUGAAUUAAAUAUGAAAGAAGAAAAUCCACAGCAAGAAGAACAAAAACAGUCACAAAGUCAAUCACGUCAAAAAAGAAUGCCAGCAUUGAAACAUUUGAAAUUACCAUCAACUUGUAGUUCGACAGUUUUACGACAAACUAGCAUACCAAAUGGAUAUUUUUUGUCAACACCAGAAGUGAUCAAUGAACUUGGUCGUUUAGAUGGUCAUCGAAGUAAUAAUAACAAUAACAAUGGCAAUUCAUCGACAGAUUCUCCAGAUACUCAUCACCCACUUUGGCAUACUUUUUCUCCUGCCAAUAUAUUUUACCGGUUAGGAUUACAUCAAGUUUUAUCAUUAUCACCAGCUCCUCCAACAUCUCGAGAGCCUCCUUUAUUUCCUCUCAGCCACAGUCCUCCUACACCUACGUCCAUACCACCAUCAUCGUCAUUAUCGAAUAUAAAUGCUGAAAAUCAAAAUUCAUUAAUCACUCAACCUGUACUUGUUAGUCAGUCAUCAUGUAUAAAUAUGGAUACAGUUUCAGCUUAUUGUGAAUGUAUGUUCUCUAUUUUUUGUGUAUUGUGUUUAAAAUCUUGCCCAUUAUUAACAGUAUUAACUACUAAUUUUUACAUUCUGGACGUUCUCUUUCUUAUUUAAGUUUAAUUAUAAUUUAUCUAAAUUAGAGAUAAAGCUGUCCCAUAAUAAUAUUAUUAUCAUUCAAAAAUUAUAAUUAAUGCGCCUUCAGUUUCGAGCUAUAGUCAACUUAAUACCAAAUAAGUAUGUACACUAUUCGAAGUGAUGUGAUUUAGGAAUUAUUUUAACUGAACAUUUGUUAUAGGAUACUGCAAACCAUGUCAAAAUAGAUCAUUAAUGGCAAGCAAUAUGUUAUGUUAUUGUCACAAUUCUUUUGACAAUAUAGAUUUGUCACUAAUACUAUAUUAUGUUUGAUGAACAUGAUUAGUUACACUAAGAAAGAUGACGGAAUAACUUCACCUUGAAUAGUGUAGAUAUCACAAUCUAUGCUAAUAAGAAACAAAUGUUUCACACUUGUUUUAAUUUAAAAAAUAAGUUUAAAAUUUAUGAUCCCUUGAAUUGAGGAAGAUUUGAGUAAUUCGAUCAUUCACUUCCAACUCCGUAACUUUUCACCUCUGGCUACUGAUAGACAUAUAUAUAUAUAUCACUACAAUAAAUUCCUAAAAUCAACUAAAAAGAGUGAUACACACGUAUAUAUAUUCGUGUCACUUUUUCUUGAAAAAAAAAACACUAGUACUACAAUUAUACGAAUACAGGUUGUAAGCAGCUGAAACGAACUGGUAUCUUUGUUCUUUCAGAAAUAUGGAAGAGUUUGUAUGAAAUUGCUUAAAGAGAAAAACAAACAACUAGUUGGAUACAAAAAAAAAAGAAAUCUAUCGGUUAUUAUUUUUUGUUUCCUAGCUGUUGUAAAUGACACUUUACUAUUUGUUUUUUUUUAUUUUGUUCAAAACUUAAAUCUCUGUGUUCAUAAUAAAGUGGAAAGUACUUUAACUUUUUAUGCAUGCAUAGGUGGUUAGUUAGUUCACUGGUUAUCUAUGUAUGUACUGUUUUUCAUUAGCGAUCAAUACUUAUUCAUAACAUAUUUAUGUUUCAUUCUAUAUGAUACUUUAAUUACUACUUGUCGAAUAUUAUUAUUUUCAGUAUGAGAUCGUGGAGAUUGUUGAGUUUUACUAAAAAUCAUUAGUCGAUACAAGUUCGACCAUCAUUGCAAACCUAGGUUUUUAGUGAGAAGCCGUGACCAAUGGAGUUCAACCGUGUCGGUUGUAAAGCAGUUAUGCACCGAAAACAGUGGAUUAUGAUCGUGUGACAUCGUGGAUUGGUUGAAGCUAAACAUUAACUUCGUUGAGUGUCGACUCAGUGGUCUAGAGGUUAAGCGUUCUUGGGCGAGGCAAAAGAUUCAGGGUAGAAUUCCAUCGUAAAGGAUCAUAGAUGAGCACUACGAAGGAGUCCUAUAUAAGGAAAAAAAGCCGUUUAGUGCUUUCAGAUUUUUAAUCGUGGUCGAGCUUAGAUCGGCUCAUGAUAUUAUUAUUAUUAUCUUCUUAAUUACCCGUCUUCGGUUAUUACAAUUUAAUGUUUGAUGUUAAGUGUUGGGGAGACCGAGAAAAUUCCUCGAAAAAAGUUAAGAGGAGCCCUGAAAACUCUGAGAAACAUCUCAUCCAAUGAACAUUUGUUUGAAGCUUAUCAGGAACCUCUAGAAAGUGAGAAAUCACAUGUCACAUUUCUGAUCGAAUGAUUACUUAUCCUGUUACUAUGUUCCGUAGCGCUCCAAAAAUUUCCAAGAGCCCAAGGCCAUCUAAAAUGCUAUAAAUAACCUAGAUUUUCUGUACAUAAAGGAACCUUGGGAGUAAAGCGUUCUUUCCAUAUUUCGCGCCUUUUGUGUUCAAGCUGCCAUUUGGAUUUAGUCUAUGGUUUACUAGAAGAGCUUAGGAAACCAAAUCAAACGUUCAUUUAGAAGAUAUAUUAUAAAGGCAAUAUCAAAGUAUCAUAGUAGAAUAUGAUAAUUACACAAGUUAUUAAUUACUAUCUUCUAAAAAUGACCCGACACCG